Suillus fuscotomentosus is the source of this 1549-nucleotide messenger RNA. RefSeq lists its product as uncharacterized. Bases 334 to 1365 code for a protein of 343 amino acids. The record is from RefSeq and is a predicted model, not a curated record. The transcript is spliced from 5 exons. NCBI's taxonomy places the organism in Eukaryota, Fungi, Basidiomycota, Agaricomycetes, Boletales, Suillaceae.
AAAGCAUUCGCAUCAAUCGCUUAGCACUGGCAGUUGCAACCCUGCUAUGCACCGAUAACGUUGUGUACGCAAAGGUUCCGAUUUGUCAUUUGUGGGUGACACCUAACCAGAACCGCAUGGCAUCAACGCGAGGUCUUGUUCCAUACAACGGCUGUGUUAUUGUUCAAACAUCAAAAUUUUAUGAUAUCGUUGCGAGGGAAACUCGAGGUCAAACAGUACCACCUGAUAUUCCUGGCCGAAGCUCGAGUCGGGGUUGUAUAUUCCUUUGGCUACAUUCUAGUAUAAGUAUGCUAUGCUAAAUGAUACCAAUGGCUCCGCACGGUUCGGUUCAGCAUGUUUCGGUCACUCCUUAGAUUCCCCACCAAGCCUCGCGGUCACAAAGAUGCAGAGAAGGAACUCGUUGAAGUCAUGGAACUUUUCUCCAAAUACCCAUCAUAUCUGGCAGAGACUGACAAGACCGAGUUCAAGAAUGAAUGUGAGAGACUUCAGCGCGAAAUAAAGUUGUACAAAAUCGAGAAAUCAACAGCAAAACUGAGGAAUGCGGACAUGAUAUUGGAUGAGUGCAGGGCCCUCAAACGCAAAGUCCAAGAAACGAUCGACGAUCGUAGAGUAACUUCUAUGAUAGGAGAAGUUUCCGCGCCCACAGGUGUAGUGGGCAGAGGGCACGAGAAGUUGAACCCACCACCUGCUAGAGACGCAUCAGCAACAGAAUCUAGCCACUCAAAUGAACCACCAAAUGUCAAGACCAUAGGCUCGCUUCCUACAACAUCGGCAGACACAUCGGCCACUGAUAAGACUCGUUUCAAACCUCAGUCAGGUGUCCCUUCGGUUAACCCUGGUUCUGGCCUCCCUCAAAGCUAUCAUAUUCCUGUACACGCUAACUCGACGCAGGCAAUUCCCAAAGUAACGUCGAAAAUCUCGUGUGCAGUGGACUCGACGCGGGCAAUUUCCCAAGUAACGUCGGGAAUCUCCUAUGCAGUAGAUUCGACGCAGGCAUUUCCCCAAGUAGCCUCAGGAAUCUCGCGUGCAGUGGACUCGAUGAUCAUGGAGGGUACCAUUGCAGAGUACCCAACUAUGAAUGUCGACUCCCCAGAUUGCUCCGGCGCUAAAAUCCUCUCGCACGGGCCCCGGGCUGCUCAGCAGGUACCUCAGCCCGCUCGUCCUCCGCGAGCUGUUGGUAGACGUGCACAACAGCAACCCCGUAGAUUCGCGAAUGCAAACAUUUCGUGCAAUAGUUCUAUGAUACUCUCCGGUUCCAGUGUGAGGGGCGCUACGUUGAAUGUCAACGCCAGAAAUUGUUCUGGAGCUGGUAAGCACAUCUUGUCCAAUCGAAUGUUGAAUCAGCUGAAAAAACACGUUGCAUAAACGGUAGUGUUUUCUCGUGAUAAUAAUCUCAAGAGAGUCCGAUAGAGAAGGAUAGGGACAAUCAGUCAUUAGAGUGGGGAGCACGAAGGAUCUGGUCCGGAUGCAUAAUAUGUUCAACCCGUUAUUAUCCCAGAUGAAAAUUAAUCACUUAUGAAUGGUUUAAGACUUGCCACGUACCUAAUUA